CCCCCCAUCAGAUGCUGACACAGGAGACUGCAGAUGCUGGAAUCCGGAGCAACAAUCUGCUGGAGGAACUCAGCGAGUCGAGCAGUUUGUUGCUCCAGAAACCAGCAUCUGCAAUCUCUUGUGUCUCAGUUGAUGGGACUUCCCGUCCAACUUGCGUGAUCUUUGUUAUGGUCCUAUUUAUUGCGUAGAAGAAUAGUGGUUAUUUAGAAUGGCAGUUGGCAAGCGGUACAGGGCUGGCAUUCAACAAAGUGCAAGAGCGUAAAAGAUUUAAAAUCUCGACGACAACAUUUCUGAAUGGAAAGCAGCUAACCCACGUGUAAUAAAUGAUACGUUCCCCUAAAAUGUAUAUUAACUGCUGACCAAUUACUGCACUUAGCUACAUUGUUGAUGUCAGAUAGGCCAAUGGAGCUUGAUGGCGGGGGUUGCUAUUCAACUUUCAUAAUGCCUGCCUUAACCAUUUACUGCACGCUUCCGGGCCAUUUGUUCUCGCCGAGCUCCCGGUGACCCUGCAGGUUUGCAACAGCGCAGUGCCAGUGACACCCAAAGGAGAUGGGAAGCACCUCCGGCCGAUGGGGGGGUUAUCGUCAGCCUGUGCUAAAUUUCUCGCGUUUAGCCCACGGUGGCAUUACAUUUUAAUGUGCCCACCGCCAAGAGAAGCGCAAAAGUCGAACUGGAGAGGGAGCGACACCGGGGCUGGCUGGGCGAGCGCGGAGUGCCCGUGCAAAUGGUGCUGGCGAUCCGGUGCCACUAUUCCAGCUCCACUUUGCUGAAAUUGACGAGAAGACGCCACUUCCUGUCGAACAAAGACAUUGCAGUGGGAAAUAGAGUCCGCUACCAAAUAUCUGCAGCAAUUCACAGCAACGCCGGCUUCAGAGCAUCCAGGGGGGCAGAGAAGGGGAAACCUUUUGUUCUCCUCCUUUAACAUGGGACUCUCUGGAAGAUCUGCCAGAUCUGUUUCUCCUCGAUUGGUGCGGAUCCUAUGCUGAGACUGACACAUUAUGACUUCAUCUAAUAAAGGAAUUUUACACACCUUGUUAAUUUUCAUCAUCAUUUUGGGCUGCCUUUUAACCUUGUUGUUGCUCUAUGUUAAGCCAUCAAACAGCUGGAUAUAUGCUCCCAUGGAAUCUGCCACCUCAGUUCUACGAAUGAGAAACAUCUUUGCUUCACAGCAAGAAGACAAUGAGACUAUUGUGCUUAUUUGGCUGUGGCCUUUUGGUCAGACAUUUGAGCUCAAUUCUUGUGAAUCUGAGUUUAACAUCCGUGACUGUCAUUUGACUGUGGAUAAGAACAUGUAUAACAAAUCCCACGCUGUCCUUAUCCAUCAUAGGGAUAUCAGUGGGGACUUGUCCAACCUGCCCUCACAGCCUCGACCAAUUUUUCAGAAAUGGGUUUGGAUGAAUCUGGAGUCACCUACUCACACUCCAAAAAAAACAGAGCUUGACCGACUCUUCAAUCUGACCUUGACAUAUCGAAGGGACUCAGAUAUCCCUGUGCCUUAUGGAUCACUAACAAUAAAUAAAGUCCCAUCAGCCUUUGAAUUGCCAAGUAAAAGCAGUCUAGUGUGUUGGGUUGUAAGCAACUGGAACUCUGAUCACGCCAGAGUAAAGUAUUACAAUGAACUCUACAAAUAUGUUGAAAUUAACACAUAUGGUCAAGCUUUUGGAGAAUAUCUGAGCAAUAUUGAUUUUAUCCCGACGAUAUCUCAAUGUAAGUUCUACCUUUCCUUUGAAAACUCAAUACAUGAAGAUUACAUAACUGAAAAACUCUACAAUGCUCUACUUGCGGGUAGUGUCCCUGUGGUCCUGGGCCCAUCCAGGGAAAACUAUGAAAAUUAUAUUCCAGCCAAUUCCUUCAUUCAUGUGGAUGACUUUCUCUCACCUAAAGAGCUUGCUGAUUACCUUCACAUGCUGGAUGGCAAUGAAUAUUUGUACAUGAGCUACUUCAAAUGGAGAAAAUAUUAUAAAGUGAGGAUGACUCAUUUCUGGGAUGAACAUGCAUGCUCUGUCUGUGAAAAUAUUAGGCAACAUAAAGAAUACAAAUCCCUCUCCAGUUUGGAGAAAUGGUUUUGGGAUUGAACUCUAAAAUAUGUAAAUAAUGUCAAUCAGCAGCAUCAUCUAUUAUAUUCAAUUGGCUUUUAUCUCCAAAAGAACAUAUUUUAAAUUAAUUCUCUAAUUUAACAAAAUAAUUGUUUUUAUUCUAUUACACAAGAAUUCAGUGCAGAGCGAAGGAUUGUUCAUGGUCAAAUUCUCAACGUACACUGACUCCCAGUCAAGAAAUAAAAAUAGAAAACAUUGGAAAUGCUCAGCAGGUCUGCGGAAAGGGAAAAAAGAGUUAAUGUUUCAGGUUCAAAACCCUUUAUCAGAACUGCAGAAGAAAUAAAACACAUUAGUUUUAAGUUUCAGGGAGAGUGAGGGAGGGAUGUAUGGAAUAAAUGAAUAGCUUUUGCCAUGUGGAUAAAUUAUAGAGGUAAUUCGAUUGAUGGAUAACUGGGGACAUUUGGAGAGAAAUGAACAAAAACUGUGAAAUGAGUUAGUGAGAAUACAAACAAAGGAACAUAAAAGCUGUGAAAUGCUGGGCUGUGGGACAUGGUCAGCAUGUCAGGCUGUGCUAAUGCAGAGACAAAAAGAAUCAGUGUGAAAGAUCGGAAGUGAUAGAACAAGACAGGAGGUGGAGGAAGGGGAGAGAUAGGGUCAGAGGAAAAUGAAUAAGAAGACGGAUCUGGAAGGAUAUUAGAACUCAAGAGCUGUUGAAGAUUGUGAUCUUUGACAUCUGAAAAGAAGGAAAAUAUUCAACUGUUGCAGCAUCAAAUCUGUCAAUGUAUUAACUGGAACUGCAGCCCACAACAGCUUAGAGAAAGAGUGAAGCAGCAUAACUCCAGCGAGAGAGAUCAAGAGCAUGCAUGAGAUUUGGCAUGGCAUUAAGAAUGGAUCUCAGGAUGCAACAAUUAUGAGCAUACCUAUGAUCCAGAGUGGAUCCAAAUUGGGAAGGGUAGAAUCCACGUGAGAUGAGUUGGAGUGGAGACAUUUCCUAAGAAAAGAGGCAUUGCUAUGAAAGUGAGAUUUGGUCAACACCUUAUCGAAAACAAGAAGGAAAACAGAAGCCACAGAGGGUGAACAGGCAAAAGGCUCAGACGGAGUUCCUGUUGGAGAAUGGAGUAUAUCUUCAAGGUGGGCAAUACUGAAAGAGAAGCGGCAGUGACUUCAACAGUUAAUGAAAAUCAGCAUCUGCAGUUCUUUUUCCAUUAAGUUGUGAUUAUUUUAUGUAUAACAAGCAGCCCUGAGGACCAGUCUCUGUGGCCUCAAACAGCAACGUUAUUCCAUGACUUGACUACAGGUAGAACUCAACAAUCAGUUGGGAAUGAACAAAAUAAUAACCAUUCUUCACGGGCAUGUUGGACUCCAAAUAAUUUGGCAAGUAGCCCCCACAGAUACAAUGGCAUUAAUUUUGGCUUGUUCCUUCUGACAGAAACCAAGCAGAGGAGCAGUUAGAAUGGAAGGAAAAACUACUUCCUUUCCCAAUCCAAUUUGGCCAAAUGCAGUUUUAAAUUUUAGAUGACUGGGACACUUGACCCAAACUGGUGGGGUCCUUCUUAAAAAUGCACAUUAGGCUAGGUUGAUAUCAUAAGAGCAGGAAAGCACAUUUUAAGUAGUCAGCAAUGGUAACUACUAUGUCUGAAAAAACCUGCCACCAGUAGUUUCCACAGUCGGUAGAUGCCAACAAAAUACAUUUUAAGGUUUUUUGGUUUAUUUGUGGAAAGGUUCAAGAGGAACAGAAUUUGAAUUCAUGGUUAUCCAGGGACCCCAGGGAUAAGUCUGACUCAGACCUUCUUCCUGAAGCACUUAACACAUUGGGACCCAUUUCUGUGGGUCCUGAGCAGUGACCACUGCCAACAAAAUUCAAUUACCAUGUAGCAGUUUCGCAUUGUGUUUUAAAAUUGCCAACCCUAUCUGCUGCAACUCCCAGUAGAUCUGUCACUUGCAUUGGGAGUUAAAGUUAUGGGCAAAGAGACAAAUGGACUCCUUCUGAGCUGUGCAUUUCUAUCACUGUUAUUCCUUAAAUUAGCACUUAAAUUUUUCAUUACAGUUUUAGACAAUGGUUCAAUUACUUUCUGAGAGGCUGUUGUUCUGAUUAUUGAUACCCAUUAUCAAUUGACUAAUUGAACCAUAUUUUAUCACUGCACAAUUAAAUACUGAAUCCAAAGUUAGUCAUUAAUCUUAAUACCUAAUUGCCAUGUUACAUAUUGCUGUAUUGAAUUAAUGUGAGGUGACAAAAUAAUCUUCAAUGAUAAAACCCCUGCUCUAUUAAAAAAAACUGUUGUUUGGAACUGUCCAGGAAGACAAUCUGAAGCACAUUUUGUCAUGCUGCAUGUCUCUCUAAGCAGUCCCACAUCAGCUCAGGAGUACCCAAAGUUAUCAUCCCAUUGGUCUUUUGAAAUUUCAACACCUGCCUUGAAAUCAGCUGAUAACAGUUAAUUCUAUCUUUACCACUAUCAUGAUUCCUCCAUGUCAUCAGACUAUUUGCCUCAAUAUACAUCUUGGAUGAGAUACAUUUUCUUUUAGAGGGAUCUUGUGAAAACAGACCAUUUUCUUCAGCCCACAUGAAGUCCUGUUCAUUCCAAAGCUUCUGUCUCCAUUGACUCUGCUCUCCCAAUUACUCAUAUUUAAAUUUCUCAUAUUUGAGUUUAACGCCUUACACUGACUCACCCCUAUAACCAUUUGGAAUGCUGCACCCACCUUCCCACCUCUUUAUACAUGUGACUUUUAUUCCCAAUAUCACCUUUGGUGGCCAGCCAUUGGGCCCAACGCUCUGCUAUUCCUUUCCUAGCCCCAACUUCUCUGACUUUGCAAUUUCUUUCUUUUAAGUCCUGUAAGGCUUUAAUCACACUCUCUUUACUUCACAAUUUCAACUCUGCAUGUUUAUUCUUUCUUAUACUUCAAUGAAUGACGUUAAGCUGUUUAAUUUAUGUAUAAAGCCUCAAAUGUGCUUUCAAUUUACAUUUGAGGCGCAAUACAAUUAGAAACAUUGGCUCUUCCUAAUCAAAUGCUGCCUUGGAAACCUACAAAUACCAUUCCUCAUCAGAUGUUUUUAGUCCUUUUCUUAGACUAGUGUCUGUUCAGCUUUCAUUCUCACUGGUCAAACAUUUGUCUGUUAGGGCAGCCAUUACAAAUGACAUGCAAAAUUCUCCCUUCUGGUGAGUGUUUAUGGAUUGUGUGAUGCCCGUGCAUUUCAAGUAUUGGGUCAGUUCAAAUAUGAUUUUAUCCAAAGUGUUUUAUACAAUUAAAAAUCAGUAAUGAAUUGCACUGGGUCUGCUGGACAAAGUAGACAAUAAAGCCAUCAUGCUUGACCUUCGUCUCAAUUAUAAACAACAGGUAAUCACAUAUCAUCUUUUCAGCUCUUUUUAGUACUUUAGUUAGAAAGUAACUAUGGUAUUGAAGUGAUGUUAUGUUGAUUAAGUUUAAUGUGUUUAUUUAUUCAUUUGAAGUCAUUAUCUGAAUACAUUCCGAUUUUGAAGUAUUUCAUGAUUCAUAAGCUUUGUGGGAAUUUCCCGGCCGACAGGAAAUGUUUUCUUUUCAUCAGCAUGACUUUUGUGUUAUAAAAGUUGAAAAUACUGAGCAGGUCAACAGCAUCCACAGAGCAAGAAACAAAGUUAAUGUUGACCUUUCAUCUGAAAGUUAGAGAGAAAAAAUUUUUAACUAUUUGACUUUUAUGUUGCCAAUUUCACACGUUUUGUACUUUUUUCAAUAGAUCUAUUUUUUUCAUAUCAUGAAAAUUUUAAGUACCAAGUUUCUAUAUACUGAAAUAAUCAGCUGUUUGAGUUGAAUGAAAUCUUUGUAAAUGUAAAAGGUGUGGCGACCCACCGUCUAGUCGGGCGAACCGGCUCGGCAGUCGGGUCGCGCGGCGUCGGAGCGACGAGGCCCAAGAUGGCGGCGGGCCUCGUCUUUCCGAGCGACGGGGAGAACCCGCGCGCGGGAAAGUCCUGAUGACGUAGGACUUACGUCAUUGCCGGUUGUUUUGGGCGGGAACAUUCUCCCUUAAAGGGCCCGCGCAAGGCGGGAAAAUAAACCAGUUCUGUUUGGCAAUCCUCCGAGUAGAGUCUUGUUUUAUUCCGCGGUAGCAACCGCUACAAAGGUUUGAUAACUGCAUAAUGGAACUUACUGUUUUUGAAUGAUCUGUGAGAGGAAAAAAUCCAUUCUCCUUAAAUGUGAAUAAUAUAUAUUAAUAAUUUAAGAAUGUGUUGAAACAAAUAUAAUUAUAUGUAUGUUGACUAAAAUACAGGUUCCAGCAUGGUGCAGUUUGCUUAUUAGUUCACCAGUUGCAAUCACAUUUUCCACUUGGCAGUUAAUAUAACAAAUCUAUAACUAACAAGGCUCUUAGUUAUGCCUCCUCUUUGUAGAUAGCAAAAAUAUAAACUCUACUUCAGACAUUGCACAAGGGUGCUGAGUGGAGCUGAUGGUGGAUUCUGAACCACAUUUCUGAUAAAUAAGAAUUACAUAGAAGGAGCACUUUCACAGCUAGUCUCCAUGAUAGCUAGCUCUACUAAACAACCUACACUUUAGUUCAUUCAUUGAAGAUCUGUAACUUUAAGUAAUGAUUAGAACUAGAUUUAGUGUAAGCAGAAGAACCUGCCUAGAUCAGUGAAUUCUGUACCCAAAUGAUUGAUGCCUGCUCCUGAUACAAGCUCCGAAUUUGGCAUCUAAACUUAUUGGUUAUAAAAAUUCUACUGAUUUGGGCGGCACAGUAGCAUAGCGGUUAGCGUAACACUAUUACAGCGCCAGCAAUCGGGGUUCAAUUCCCACUACUGUCUGUAAGGAGUUUGUACGUUCUCCCCGUGACUGCGUGGGUUUCCUCCCACAUUCCAAAGACGUACGGGUAGGUAGGUUAACAUGGGUGUAAUUGGGCGGCCUGGGCUCAUUGGGCCAGGAGGGCCUGUUACCGUGCUGUAUAAAUAAAGUUUUAAAGUAUCGCUGAACAAAUCAUAAUAAUUUUAACAAAUCCAGCAUAAAACUAUAUCUUCUGCCAAGAGAUUAUUAUGUUGAGAUACUCUUGAAACUAGAAAAGGCAAAAAAAGACUAAUUACAAACUCAGCAGAUUAUUCUCAUCAGUAUGUCUGGGGGGGGCAGGGGUGGUGAAGAAAAAUGAUAAAGAUUCAAAUGCAAGGUUUAAUUCUAAACAUUAACUAACUAAUUUCAUUCCACUUCUGAAGAUCAUUAAGUAUUAGGAACUUUCUCAGUUAUCAAAUUCAACUGUUGUUCUGCUUCCUGGUUAAAUAUGCCCUCUUUUGGCCAAGCUAAUUUAAAUAAAAUCUUGGUAAACUGAAAGCUUCAAAACUGACCAAGUGAUUAAUCUGACAUUUUUGACAAUCCAACCUGUUCUGGGUGAAAAAUAUUCAAUUAAAUCUAUAUAGAAACACAAUCAUGUAUUGAAAAUUGAGUCAUACAUAGGUUAUGCUUUAUAAAGUGUUUUUCAUUAUAAUUUACACACAGGAACAAAAAAGAUUUGCCAAGCAAGGACAAGCUUAGAACCAGACAAUUCACCCAUUUCACAAAUCUGCCUAUUCCAAAAUUCUGCAUGAAUGUAUUUGCUUGUAUUUGUAUUAGUUUAAGCCAAAUAUAAGUUAAAUACAACUCCAUAGCAUCCUAAUGUUAUUGCUGUAGAAGAGAUGAUCCUAUUUGAUGUACAUAAAAAAUAUUCCAUAUAUUAAAUAUAAAAUAUUAGUAAGUAGUGUUAUGCUGUAUGGUCACUAGUUUUCAUGUAAACACCCAUGAAGUCUUUCAAUUCGUGGUCUAUUUAUGUGAAAACAGAGUUUGUAAUAAAUAUUUUGAUCCUGAUAUUAAGGUUUGUGUGAUUCAGAUUAACAAUUGAGAUAAAUUCAACUUCUCAUAUCAAACCAAACCCAAUGACUUGAUAUAUCUUUACUCCUUCCAGGUUAGAAAUGCCAAACUUAAGUAGUUCUUAAUUUAGAAUUCUCGCAUUAUAGAAAGGAACUUUAUUGUAUUUUUGUGUUUAUUUGAUCUUAAUUUGUAAGAAUUUGAAAGCUGACCUUGUUCUGUCACUAAAGUCUCUUUGACUGUUACCAUUUCACAUGGGUUUUCUCAGUUAAUGCAAUUCUUUCUUUUAAAAACAGAUGAAACAGUUUGAGGUUUUAUAUUCAAACAUAAAUAGGAAAAAAAGCAGCAGUAAUCAAUAAGAAAGAUAAAAAUUUGUUUUGAAGGGGCUAAAAUAGUUCCAUCUAACAUUUUGCAAAGCUGUCUCCAAUAUAAGGACUUCGCCUUGCUGCUUGUGCAAAAAAAAUUGUAUUUAUAUGUCUCUCCAUCAUUGUUGCAUGUUUCAGAUCUCUACACUAAGCCCUGGACAAUAAUAAACUGUAGGCCAUUCACACCAGCAAGGAACUAGACAUUGCCAAAUUAGUGACUUUCCGUGGUUUUUAUAUGGCCAUAAAAUUAUAUUGUGAUAACUGUAUUCAAGGUGAUGACUUGUCCUGAGUAACUUUGUAAGUUGACUCGUUUGUUGAAUAUUUCAUCAUAUUUUGUUAAAUGUGCUUUGCAGUACAGUCAUUUCUAGUAUCUACCUGAAAAUUAUGAAAACUGCACAUGAUUUUGUACAUAACAGAACAGACAUAU
Pristis pectinata (smalltooth sawfish) is the source of this 8621-nucleotide messenger RNA. Its product is annotated as 4-galactosyl-N-acetylglucosaminide 3-alpha-L-fucosyltransferase 9-like. The coding region runs from base 999 to 2075 and encodes 358 amino acids. Lineage: Eukaryota; Metazoa; Chordata; Chondrichthyes; Rhinopristiformes; Pristidae. The transcript has 2 exons. The record is from RefSeq and is a predicted model, not a curated record. Gene Ontology annotation, cellular component: membrane. Gene Ontology annotation, molecular function: alpha-(1->3)-fucosyltransferase activity.